UGGUCUCGGGCAUGAGAAGGGCCGUGGCAGCGGGUGUCCCGGGGGGACCAUGGAGCUGUGGAGGCCCCGGCAGCGGGACGUGAAGAGCAAGAAGCCUCCGCGCCGCGCAUACAGCAUCUACCGCAACGCCGAGCGGGACGGGGAGCCCGGCCCGGAGGAGCUCCCGAUGAGAGCCAUGGGGGCGGACGGCCCCACGCCACGCUCGGACCGCGGUGGCGGGGCGCGGGCCGGGCAGGCGGCAGGAAGGCGGCGGAGGGCGCCGUGGAAGCCCGUGGCGUACGCGGGGCUGGUGGGGCUCCUGCUCUUCAUCGGAGGGUUCCUCCUGGGGCACGUGUUGUCCCGGGGGGCGGCCUGCGCGGCGUGUGGACACGUCUUGUCGGUGGCGAACGACGAGGGCACGUACGAGGAGGAGGAGGGCCAGCGGGCGCCCCCCAAGUACUGGGCGGAGCUGCGGGAGAUGUUCCAGAAGUACCUCAAGGAGGAGAAGAUCGAGGAGACCAUUCGGAAGAUGAGCGAGGGCCCGCACCCCCCCGGCUCGGCCCGCCUCGACACCCUCUCCCGGCUCGUCUUCGGCGCCCUCUCCUCCUUCGGCCUGGACCACAGCUGGACGGACAGCCACUACGUGGGACUGCAGCGCCCCAGCCGGCAGCAGCCCAGCUUCCUGCACCGGGUGGACGCCCACGGCCUCGUGCUGGAGAAGCUGCCCCUGGGGGACCCCGCGGUCUACUGCCCCUACAGCGCCUCCGCCACCGUCACGGGCAACCUGGUGUUCGCCAACUACGGGCGGCGCGAGGACUUUGCCGUCCUGAGGCAGCGCGGCGUCGGCCCCCAGGGGCAGCUGGUCCUUGUCCGGGCCGGGGAGAUCAGCUACGCCGAGAAGGUAGCCAACGCCGAGGCUGCCCACGCCAGAGGUGUCCUCAUCUACCCAGACCCCUAUGACUUCCCGCAAGACCCCCGAAACCUGGGCCUGUCUCCGAACACGAGCAUUUAUGGGCACGUCCACAUGGGGGCCGGAGACCCCUACAGCCCCGGCUUCCCGUCCUUCAACCACACCCAGUUCCCCCCAGUGCAGUCCUCCGGCCUCCCCACCAUCCCCGCUCUCCCCAUCAGCGCGGAGGCGGCUGCCCGCCUGCUCAGGCGCCUGGCGGGCCCCGCGGCCCCACCGGGCUGGGAGGGGCGCCUCCCGGGGGUCCCGUACCAGCUUGGCCCGGGGGAGCCCGGGCUCAGGCUGCAGCUGGGCGUCCGGAGCAUGAAGCGGUCGGUGAUGGUCAGCAACAUCUUCGGCUGCAUCGAGGGGAGAUUUGAGCCAGAUGUUUACCUCAUUGUGGGGGCCCAGCGGGAUUCCCUGGGACCGGGAGCGGCCCGCUCGGGCGUGGGCACGGCCAUCCUGCUGGAGCUGGCCCGCACGUUUGCGGCCAUGGUGCAAAACGGGUUCCAGCUCCGGAGAAGUUUGCUCUUUGUGAGCUGGGAUGCCGGGGAUUUUGGCAGCGUGGGCUCCACCGAAUGGCUGGAGGGCUACCUCACGAUGCUGCACCUCAAGGCGGCCGCGUACAUCAGCCUGGACAACGCCGUCCUGGGAGACGACAAGUUCCUGGCCAAGACCAGCCCAGUCCUGAUUAGCCUCAUCGAAAGCGUCAUCAGACAAGUGGACAGCCCCAACCGCAGCGGCCAGAGCAUUUUCGACCAGAUGACAGAGCAAGGCCAGCGCUGGGAGAACGAGGUCAUCCACCCCCUCCCCAUGGACAGCAGCGCCUUCGCCUUCACCUCCUUUGGGGGCGUCCCUGCCGUGGAGUUCUCCUUCACAGAGGCCUCCCGCCCCUACCCCUUCCUCAACACCAUGCUGGACACCUACAGCAACCUCAACCGCGCCCUCCACGGGCGCCUGCCCGCCGUGGCCAAGACCGUGGCCGAGGUGGUGGGGCACCUGCUCAUCAAGCUCACCUACGACCACCUGCUGCCGCUCGACUACUGGUGCUACGGGGACGUCCUGCUGCAGCACAUCGCCCAGCUCAGCGAAUACAGCACCCAGCUGAAGGUGGGGCCCUGGGCCGCGGGGGGCCGCGCUUUCGGGGAGCCCGGGGGAGGCGAAGCGCGGGCUGAGCGUGGCCGGGGCCCUGCAGCCACCGGGAGCCCGAGGGAGCCCCGCCGCCUUCCUGCCAGGGUUCAGGCCGCUUCCCGGGACUGGCUAGUUGCCGAGCGGGGCUAA
This is a messenger RNA of Varanus komodoensis (Komodo dragon), 2206 nucleotides long. It is a transcript of the gene TFR2, whose product is annotated as transferrin receptor 2. The record is from RefSeq and is a predicted model, not a curated record. Gene Ontology annotation, cellular component: external side of plasma membrane. The transcript is spliced from 18 exons. The coding region runs from base 50 to 2206 and encodes 718 amino acids. Lineage: Eukaryota; Metazoa; Chordata; Lepidosauria; Squamata; Varanidae. Gene Ontology annotation, biological process: endocytic iron import into cell.